AUGGGACAAGGAGUCCAUGUUAUGACAGUUGCAUGGACAGGAAUUGCUGUGAGUUUAUUGCCUGAAGGAAGAACUGUAUAUAGUCGUUUCAAACUUCCUGUAUCUAUCUUAGAAACAUCUACAUCACGCAUUGGACCGAACAGCAAGGAAGCUGAAGAAAUUAGAAAGACAGAAGUUUUCAUUUGGGACGAAGCACCAAUGGAUCCAUCGUAUGCUCUCAAUGCAGUUGAUAUUUUACUGAGAGAUAUAAUGAACAUCGAUGCACUUUUUGGAGGAAAAAUUAUGAUAUUCGGUGGAGAUUUUCGACAAGUUCUUCCAGUCAUUCGAUUUGCAAACAGAUCAGAUUUAAUUGCAGCAAGUCUCAAAAGUUCUGCCUUCUGGCCUUACUUCAAGGUAAUGCAUCUACACCAGAAUAUGAGAACAGAACCAGGUGAAGAAGAGUUCUCAAAAUGGCUUAUUAAACUUGGCAAUGGUAAAUUAACAUCUAACAAAUAUGAUGAAAUCGAAUUGCCUAGCUCCUGCAUGUUAAACGGUAAUUUGGUCGAUGAGAUAUUUAGCCAACACAUUUCUAUAGAAGAUGUUCCACCUCUAUGCAACAGAAUAAUUCUCUGUUCCAAAAAUGAACAUUCUCUCCUGGCAAAUGAAGAAGUUCUUCAACGGCUACCCCGGAAUAGAAAAACUGUACACAAAUGUGGAUGA
This is a messenger RNA of Rotaria sp. Silwood2, 699 nucleotides long. The record is from the annotation of a GenBank genome assembly. Lineage: Eukaryota; Metazoa; Rotifera; Eurotatoria; Philodinida; Philodinidae.